UCCGCUGCCCACUGGCGAGCGGUGGCGCGCGCUCAGCUCGCUGUAGCGCAUGCCACCACACGCGCGGCCGCAGCCCGGGCAACGUGACCGUCGAUGGCGCUACUGCUGCUGCUGAGUGCAGCCGCUGCGGUGGAAUGAGUGGGAGCAGCGGCCAGGCAGUGGGUUACCAGCUACGUUUUGCUGUUACCGCCGCAGUGAAAGCUUACUUCGGGGUCCGGGAAUUAGUGCCGGGUCAGUGAACGGCGAGGCUGGUUGCCCGCACCCCCCCUCCCCAGCCCCAUCGCCCCGGCUUGCGCGCGCGCACACCGUGAGAGAAUUUCAUGCGAACCGGCCGACUCCCGGGCUCGUGCGGCGCCGGCCGAGAUGUGGACACCGACCGAGGAGGAGAAAUUUGGCGUCGUGAUAUGCAGCUUUCGUGCUUCAGUGCCUCAAGGACUUGUACUGGAAAUUGGCGAAACUGUUCAGAUUUUGGAAAAGUGUGAAGGAUGGUUCAGAGGAUUUGCAACCAAGAAGCCUUCAGUUAAGGGUUUAUUUCCAGCAAGUUACAUUCACUUGAAGGCAGCUGUGGUUAGUAACCGAGGCCAAUUUGAAACAGUUGUUCCACUGGAAGAUUCUAUUGUUACUGAGGUCACUGCCACAUUGCAAGAUUGGGUGAUGCUCUGGAAACAACUCUAUGUGAAACACAAGGUGGAUUUAUUUUACAAACUGCGGCAUGUAAUGAAUGAACUGAUCGACUUGCGGAGGCAGCUUUUGUCUGGUCAUCUCACCCAGGACCAAAUUCGUGAUGUCAAGCGACACAUCACAGUCCGCUUGGAUUGGGGCAAUGAGCAAAUGGGCAUGGACCUGGUACCCAGGAAGGACUUUGAAAUGGUUGAUCCCGAUCAGAUAAGUGUAGCAGAUCUCUAUAAACUGCACCUGUCCAGCAGACAUAAUAUACAGCAGAGUACCACACAGACGGACACCAUCAGGCAUCGUCACAGCGACACAUGCCGGAUCCCUGUUCCCCACCAUCUCUUCCUGAACAUGAAGAGUUUUACUUACCAUACCAUUGGAGAAGAUACUGACAUCUUCUUCUCUCUUUAUGACACCCGAGAGAGCAAACAGAUCAGUGAGAGGUUUAUGGUGAGGCUGAACAAGAAUGGAAUGCCGAGAAACCCAGAGAAGAUAGAGCGGCUGUGUGCACUGUUUACGGAUCUGAGUAACAAGGAUCUGAAGCGAGAUCUCUACAUAGUUGCUCAUGUUAUACGAAUAGGUCGAAUGUUAUCCAAUGAUUCAAAGAAAGGCCCCCCUCACAUACAGUACCGACGCCCAUAUGGAUGUGCAGUGCUGAGCAUGAUGGACGUCCUGCCAUCUGUUUCUGAAGUUCGUGAGGAAAAGGAUUUUGUUCUAAAGGUUUAUACAUGCAAUAAUGAGAAUGAGUGGCAUCAAAUCCAUGAAAAUAUAAUUCGUAAAUCCAGCAACAAGUACACUGCAGCCAGCUCUAAUUAUGGAAUGAUCAUUUCUCUCCAGCUGCUUCGAGGUGAUAUGGAUCAUAUUCGCAGAGAGAAUCCCAUAAUCUUUAACCGGGGAGUGGCCAUCACCCGCAAACUAGGUUUUCCUGACGUCAUCAUGCCAGGUGACAUCAGGAAUGAUCUGUAUCUGACAUUGGAACGAGGGGAUUUUGAGAGAGGUGGAAAGAGUGUUCAGAAGAACAUUGAAGUAACAGUGUACGUUCUUUAUGCAGAUGGAGAAGUACUGAAGGACUGUAUUAGUCUGGGCUCUGGAGAGCCCCCUAUAACUGAGCAUUGCUCCUUUGUGAUGUAUCACAACAACAGUCCACGAUGGGGUGAGAUCAUCAAGCUGCCCAUUCCAGUCGAUAAAUUCAGGGGUUCACACCUUCGGUUUGAAUUCAGACACUGCUCAACAAAAGACAAAGGAGAAAAGAAGCUUUUUGGUUUUGCAUUUACACCAUUAAUGCGAGACGAUGGUACAACACUUUCAGAUGACAUUCAUGAGCUGUAUGUCUACAAGUGUGAUGAAAACAGCACAUUCAGUAACCAUGGGCUGUACCUGGGUCUCCCCUGUUGUAAAGAAGACUUUAAUGGCUGCCCCAACAUCCCAUCCAGUCUUAUAUUCCAACGAAGUACCAAGGAAUUCUUCUGGAUCUCAACCCUACUCUCAUCUACUAAACUGACACAGAAUGUUGAUCUCCUUGCCUUUUUGAAGUGGAAAACACAGCCAGACAGAGUGAUGGACAUCCUGGGAAGGCUGCGUCAUGUCAGUGGUGAAGAAAUUGUUAAAUUUUUACAGGACAUUUUAGAUACACUGUUUACAAUUUUGGAUGACAACACAGAGAAAUAUGGCUUGCUGGUAUUUCAGUCCUUGGUGUUCGUAAUAAAUUUGCUGCGGGACAGCAAGUAUUAUCACUUCCGGCCUGUGAUGGAUACCUACAUUAAGAAGCACUUCUCUGGUGCACUGGCAUACAAGGAGCUAAUCCGAUGUCUGAAAUGGUACAUGGAUCGAUCUGCAGAAGUUGUAAGACAAGACCACAUUCAAGAGGCAAUGAGGGCCUUGGAGUAUUUGUUCAAGUUUAUUGUGCAGUCACGGAUCUUGUAUUCAAGAGCAACAGGUGGGAUCGAGGAGGAACAGUUUCGUACCAGCAUUCAGGAACUCUUUCAGUCCAUCCGCUUUGUCCUGAGUUUGGAUAGCAGAAGUUCUGAGACCCUCGUCUUCACCCAGGCGGCUCUUCUCAACUCCUUCCCUGCAAUCUUUGAUGAGCUACUGCAAAUGUUUACAGUGCAGGAAGUGGCAGAGUUUGUGAGAGGAACAUUGGGCAGCAUGCCCAGCACAGUACACAUUGGUCAGUCAAUGGACAUAGUCAAGCUGCAAUCCAUCGCACGGACUGUGGAUAGCCAUCUCUUCUCAUAUCCAGACUCCCGUCGAAUCCUGCUGCCCGUCGUUCUCCAUCAUAUUCACCUGCACCUGCGGCAGCAGAAGGAGCUGCUCAUUUGCUCUGGGAUCCUCAGCAGCAUCUUUUCCAUCAUGAAGACCAGCUCCCUGGAAUACUCAAUAUCAGAAGAGGUCGAAAUGAUGGUCGAGAGUCUUCUUGAUGUCCUUCUACAGACCCUGCUUGCUAUCAUGAAUAAGUCCCAGAUGGCGGAGGCGGUAAGAGGACAGCGCUGCCCACAGUGCACAGCAGAGAUAACUGGUGAGUAUGUCACUUGCCUACUGUCCCUGCUUCGACAAAUGGGAGAUAACCACUACCAACACUUGCUAGAUAAUUUCCAGAGCAAGGAGGAGCUCAAGGAUUUCUUCUUAAAAAUAUUCUGCGUGUUCCGUAAUUUAAUGAAGCUGAGCGUAUAUCCACGUGAUUGGAUGGUGAUGAGACUUCUAACCAGCAACAUCAUUGUUACCACUGUCCAAUACCUGUCCCCAGCAUUACACAAGAACUUCACAGAAACAGAUUUUGAUUUCAAGGUAUGGAACUCAUACUUCAGCUUGGCUGUUUUAUUUAUAAAUCAGCCAAGCCUUCAACUGGAGAAUGCCACUCCCGCCAAAAGGAAGAAGAUUUUGGAUAGAUACGGUGAUAUGAGAGUGAUGAUGGCCUAUGAACUCUUCAGCAUGUGGCAGAAUCUGGGUGAAAAUAAGAUUCAUUUCAUCCCAGGAAUGAUUGGCCCCUUCUUGGGUGUGACAUUGGUGCCACAGAUCGAGGUUCGGAAUGUAAUGAUCCCAAUCUUCCAUGACAUGAUGGACUGGGAACAGCGAAAGAAUGGCAGCUUCAAGCAGGUGGAAGCAGAACUCAUCGACAAGCUGGACAGUUUGGUGUCAGAUGGAAAAGGAGAUGAAAAUUACCGUGAGCUUUUCAGUCUCCUUACCCAGCUCUUUGGGCCUUAUCCUAGUUUAUUAGAGAAGAUUGAACAAGAAACAUGGAGAGAGACUGGUGUUUCCUUCGUAUUGUCUGUAACACGCCUCAUGGAACGUCUGCUGGAUUACAGGGAUUGUAUGAAAGGAGAUGAUGCAGAAAAUAAGAAGAUUGGUUGUACUGUUAAUUUGUUGAACUUUUACAAGUCAGAGAUUAACAAGGAGGAGAUGUACAUCCGUUAUAUCCAUAAACUGUGUGACAUGCAUCUACAGGCUGAUAAUUACACAGAGGCAGCAUUUACACUGAUGCUGUACUGGGAACUGCUUCAAUGGGAAGACAGACCCUUGCGGGAGUUUCUGCACUACCCAGCACAGAGUGAGUGGCAGCGCAAGGAGGGAUUGUGUCGCCAGGUCAUCAACUACUUCAACAAGGGGAAGUGCUGGGAGUUUGGGAUCCCUCUCUGUCGGGAACUGGCCAGUCAGUACGAGGUCUUCUAUGAUUACCACAGUCUCAGCUGGAUUCGGAAAAUGGAAGCUGCAUAUUAUGACAAUAUACUAGAGCAGCAGCGCCUAGAACCAGAGUUCUUCAGGGUUGGAUUUUAUGGCAGGAAGUUUCCAUUCUAUCUGCGGAACAAGGAGUUUGUGUGUCGUGGUCAUGAUUACGAGAGGCUCGAGGCCUUUCAGCAAAGGAUGUUGACAGAAUUCCCACAAGCUAUUGCCAUGCAACACCUCAACCAGCCUGAUGAAACCAUCCUGCAGUCCGAUGCACAGUAUCUGCAAAUAUAUGCAGUGUGCCCAAUUCCAGAGAAUGUGGAUGUCCUCCAGAUGGAGAAAGUUCCGGACCGAAUUAAGAGCUUCUAUCGUGUAAACAAUGUCAGCCACUUUCGAUAUGACAGACCAUUUCAUAAAGGUUCAAAGGACAAAGAAAAUGAAUUUAAGAGCCUCUGGAUCGAACGCACAACCCUGACUCUCACACACAGCUUGCCUGGGAUCUCCCGUUGGUUUGAAGUAGAGAAGAGAGAAGUGGUGGAGGUGAGCCCUCUGGAAAAUGCCAUCUAUGUUGUGGAGAACAAAAACCAGGAGCUGAGAAGCCUCAUCAACCAGUACCAGCACAAGCAGCUGCACACUAACAUUAAUCUGCUCAGCAUGUGUCUGAAUGGAGUGAUAGAUGCAGCAGUGAAUGGAGGAAUAGCCAGGUACCAGGAGGCAUUUUUCCAAAAAGAGUACAUAGUGAACCAUCCUGAAGACAGUGAGAAAAUUAACCAGCUGAAAGAACUCAUGCAGGAACAGGUUCACAUUCUUGGAGUGGGAUUAGCAAUUCAUGAGAAGCUGGUACAUCCAGAAAUGCGGCCCCUGCACAAGAAGCUGAUAGAUCAGUUCCAGAUGAUGAGGUCCAGCCUUUGUCAUGAUCUUCCCGGAAUGGACAAGAUCAGCCCUGUGUGCUCUGGCUCCAGCACACCACGUGGAAGCCUCAUGUCUGGUCAUAAUCCUAUGAGUCCAGAAACUAUCAAGCUCAUGCAUAGGCACAGCCCCCUGAAUCUGAUUGGCUCCAACAGGCACUCCUCAUCGUCACUAUCCUCACAAACAUCCAGUGAAGUCGGGAACCUCGUCAUCCUCACAGAUGGACUAGUUGGAGACACUCCAGAUGACCUUUACCGCAUGCAGCUUGCUUAUGCUAACACCAAGUUCCAGGGCUCCAUGACGAAUGUCUCUGUUUUGUCAUCGUGCCAGGCAAGUCCAUCCACUUCUAGCCUGAGUUCCACACACUCGGCCCCUUCACAGAUGAUCAACUCGGCCCCAUCAAGCGCUCGAGGUUCCCCAUCAUUGUCUGACAAGUACCGUCAUUCACGGGACAUUAUGAUGUUGCUGCCUCCUCACAGGGACAGGCCAAGCAGUGCCAUGUAUCCAGCUAUGAUGGAGAAUGGACAGCCUUCUAGUUUCCAGCGGGCUUUGAUUCAACAAGUGGUCGGACCUUGCAAGCCAUGCAGUGACCCCAACCUCUCAGUCGCCGAAAAGGCGGUGCCUGCUGCUCCUAGUUGCUGGAGUCUAGACAGUGGAACCAGAGAUACAGUACCAUUCUUGUCAGGACAUGUGGGCACCAUUAUUGCGCCUCCAGUACCACCACGCACAUUACCACCUGGUCAUUUCUCUAUGAAUUUUGAUGCCUUCCAUCAUCAAACCAGUGAUAUACCACCUGCCCUACCUGCACGAACCCUACGUAAGUCUUCACUGCAUCCUAUACCUGCAUCACCUACCAGCCCCCAUUCAGGUCUUGAUGGCAGCAACUCCACUUUGUCUGGAAGCGCAAGCAGUGGAGUGUCCUCUCUGAGUGAAAGCAAUUUUGGCCAGUCGAUGGAGCCACCACGUGCUGACACCAUAGACUCUGUCCCCAGUCAGAUCUGGAACACAGACGAAGAUGGAGAGUCCCCUUAUAUACCAGUGAGGUACAGCCUGUCCGAGCCAGACGUCAUUGAGUCAGUCAAACCCCACCCAUGCCGCAGCCACUCAGCUCCCACAGGGGUCAUUCCUAAGGAAGCUCUGGAAACCCCAGUCUUGCCCCCAAAACCAUAUCAUCCCAGGCCUGCAUACACAGACAAUGACGAAAUACUUGAAGAAGGGAGCAGGCCAAAGAGUUUCACAUGCAAACUAUCUCAAUCUGGCCUAAGUGGUAAAGAUGACCAGGCCAAGGUACCAUGGGAACAUAGCAUCAAUCAAGAAUAAGUGACAAUGGGUUCUGAAAAUCAAGGUGUUCACUAGUUCAUCUUACAGGUGGCAGCCACCUCUGUUUAAUGUAAACAGACAACAUUUCUUUGAGAAAAUAACUGCUUUGAUUCAGAGAAAGGAAGUCUUUCUGUUUAGGGCGUGGUUGUUCUAUGAUUGCAUUUAUACUUAAGGAAUAUUGAAGUGUGUUGAAGAGAAUUCAAACCUUCAAACCCAAAUUCAGAGUAGUUUCUGUCACAACAUGCAUUUCACUUUGAUUAUUAGAAAGUAAAGGGAAAUUUACAGGGAUUCAAAACUUUAAAUAUUAUUCGUCAUUUCAUUAAGUGCCCUCUAAUUACCUCCAUUUUGGUUACUCACGUGUGUGUGUUCUAAUUUGCUAUUUUACAGUCUAACGUUCAAAAAAUAUUUAUAUUUCUGUCCUCAGUCUUCCAUCCAUGGCACUUCACUUUUGCUAAUAAUGGUGUCAAAUUAUGCCACUAAGGUCUCAUGCUUGCAUUAAGGACUAUUUCUAAAAGGUAGAAAGAAUACCAUCUGAAAUAGUGUAUCAGAGUGUAUCAACAUGAUAAAACUCUGUUGAGUUCAGACGUGGUACAUCCACAAUUAGCAUAGAAUUCACAUUAAUCUGCAUUAGUGCUGAAUAAUUAAAAAUGAAGAUCAAUUAAUUUUCUAGAAUUAAGAAAUUGGCAGUUCUUUAACUUUUCAGAGUUUUUUUAUUACUGGCUCCUGUGCACUAGGUUAUUUAGAUUUAUAUAAAAUUGGGAGGAUACUAUCCCAACCACUGAGUCCCUUCUGAAUGACAAAUUACAACAUUCUAACAAAACGGACCAUAUAAAAUGCAAUAAUAAAGUUCAUUAUAUUUUUCUAAACUACUUUGCAGUGGGUUCUUAUUAUCUCCAGCCCAGCACCAAUUUAGUCAAACUCUCUGUAGCCCAACAUCAUUUUCCAGAAGAAUUCAUAUCAGAGAUCCACUAUUUUGUACUCCUGCAACAGUAGCCCAGUAUCCUAGCACUUCAGAGGAAAGUCCCAGUAAUAGAUAUCUAUGUUAGGAGAGCUCCUUGGGGCAUUGAGAGGCAGCUUCUUCUGGGAUGAGGACAAAGCUGGCACAAAAAAAAAUACAAAUGCAUUUGGUACUAAUUUCCCGUCAAAACAGCCUUUACAUAUUCCCUUCAAGUACUAGACACCAAUAUUUAAGUACAAUCAAAAUCAGAAUCAGGUUUAAUAUCACUGACAUAUAUUGUGAAAUUUGUUGUUUUGUAGCAAUAUAUAAAAUAUACUAUAAAUUACAAUAAGAUAUAUAUAUAUAACUAGAGCAAACCUUCAUCUACACACUUGGUUAUGUUGGAUUAGGGUCUAAAUUGUCAUUUAUCCUUCUAGUUUAACUUUCUUUAUGCUUACUUAUAUGUUUCUAUAAUCACCUGUUUGUGGAUUUUGUGUUAUUUCUGGCUUAGCUUAUUCUGUAUUUUUGUAGUUUCUAUGUACUGUACUGCAGUGCAAUACAUAAAAAAUAUAAAAUACAAUAGGAAAUAUUUUAAAAAUAAAUAAGUAAUGCAAAAAGAGAUCAAAAAUAGUGAGGUAGUGUUCAUCGGUUGGUUUAUUGUCCAUUCAGAAAUCUUAUGGCAGAGGGAAGAAGCUGUGCCUAAAACAAUAUUAUGUACAUUUAAAAUAUACAUAAUUUCUGUGCUGUUUAUCUCCAUCUAGAUCAGAUGCUUAGACAAACUAUUUCUGUUCCCCUGAACAGGCUAUGGCAUUUGAGUUAAACUUAAAUGCUAAUGAAGAAAGUUUAGCACAGAUUCCAGUAUUCCCAUAGUGCCUGAGUGAUGUGGAUAUUUUCUAUAUCAGAGUUGCUGAUAUUGGGGGUCAGCAGGUAAUCCCAUAUACUGUAUUUGUAGUCACGGCUUUGAACUCCCCAGAUAAACAAAAGGAACAAAAAGAGUAAUUUCAUUUUUUUGUCUGGUGACGUUAGUGAGUAAAGCUGUUCAUUGUGUGGAUGCCAGCAAGAUUGUUUUCAGAAUAGGUUUACACUCUCCUUAUGACAGGUCAAAACUACGCAAUUGUAUCACUUUCUUCAGCUCACUAAUUUUACCUGCAGACAAAGACCUGUUCAGAACAAACUAGAAUUAAUAAUAAACUAAGAAGGUUACCAAAACCUCCAUCAAAAUCUUCUUUUAAUAAAGUGAACUGAUUUUUGUGACAGAGAAAUAGUAUUUAUGCAACAGUUUGAUUUUUCCUGAUGCAGAUUAAUAGCUACCACUAAAUCUGUGGAUGCUUCUUAGCAGGUGAGUACACUGAAUUGAUUAAUACCGAGCUGUCCUAUGCUCACUUCUGUCGAUAAUAUUAAUUAGAGCUAGAGCAGCAUUAGCAGUGUUACAUUUGGUUUCUGGGACUAUGCAGUUGAGAUAGGUUAGAACACCUGCUUUCUACCUGCAAACCCAGUUGUGAGGUCUGUAAUAGGAGCAAUUGCUUUUGGGUUCUGUUAUGUUCUCAUCCUGCCAAAUUUGAGACUGAAUUCUUCAAGUGGUCAUAAGCCUUUCAAUCAAACUGUUCCUAUACAUCACAUGACUGGGGAUAGUUAGUCAGGCUGGUUUGUCUGGUGUGAGAAAUGGAAGAAUAUCACAGUUACAGUGUGGAAUACUCCUUUGUCCUUGACAAGGCCCUUUCCUGAAGCACUGACUCUGCAGUGCCUUACUGUGAGAAGCUAAUGCUAACAUUGGAUGCUUGAAAUUGGAAUUGUAUCAUUUAACACCUCUCACUUUAUCAUAAACUCUGAAAUGUUUGUCUUAUUCCAGUUACUGAUUCUUGCGCCUCACCACAAACAACUGCUUUGUCCAUCAAAGGCAUUAGUGACAGACCAUCCCUGCAUGUUCACAUUUCCCUGUAGACACUCCCUCUUCUAGCUGAAGCCCUCUAAAUGCGAUUGUAAGAAGCCUAUCACCACUCUGACAGCAUUAACACACUCAGAGAGCAUGAGUCUGAGUGUGAGUGAAUCCCUGGCCCUUCCUAACAUAUGUUUCAACAACUCACCCAGCAAAGCAUUUCCUAAUCACACUCUCAGGAGUCUCGAACUGAUUUUUCUGCCUAAGUUAAGCUGAUGAUCAAAACAUAUUAGGAAACUAUAGGUGCAGGUGAAUAUUAUUUUUAUUCAGUCCUAUGCUCAUCAUAUUCAAUUAAGUGGGGGGUAGAAAUUAAUAUCUGUUACCAUUUUGUUUGUCCCAUUUUGGGACAUUUUGUACAAUUGGUACAGUUUCAGGGUACUCUGCAACCAGUCUACUGUAAUUUCAAAACUUUGACUAUUGAUCCUAUUUUCAUUUAAUUUGGUUUUGGAAUGUCCUCACACUACGCAGAGAGAGACUUGCAUAUAAUGGUGAUAAAUCCUCCUUGUUCAUGCUGCACUUGCAACAGACACUUCACAUUCUCAUCUGUAUCUAGUUGUGUGGAAAUUAGGAUUUGUUUUCCUAAGCUAUCAUCUCCAAUACAUAAAGAUGAAUUGAAUUUUAAUACCCUUUCCCUACAAAUCACAACUUGACAGAUGCAAAGAUAUAACACAAAUACUUUAUAGCAGUUUGAGACCUUCCAAGACAGAUUUGGACUGUUUACUGUGAAAUAACAAGAGCCGUUUCAGAUAAAUCUUUCAAGAAGUGGGGAUUUUACACUAUCCCUACUAACACCAGAGCUUAAGAUUUCCUGCUCUACUGGGGCAUAGGAUAUUGUAAAGUGUGUAUUUGAGAGUGAAUUGUAAAUAAAGCAAAAUAAAAAAAGAAAUCAGGAAGGCAAGUUUCAAUACGUAUUAUCAAAGAGAAGAACUAAAAUUUGAUAUGAACCGUGAAUUUAAAAUAAAGAAUUACAAUUCAUCAUUACCAAGCUACUGAUAAAUACUAUCAUUUACCUUGGGGUGAAAGACAGAAAGGGCUGUUAACUGAAAUCUUCAAAUAUAUUAUAAUAUCUACCCAGUAUCGGAAUUCUAUUUAGCAACUGGUGUGGCCCAAGUAAAAUAUGAAAAAGUUAACUGGAGUGGAGAAGAGCUGUUGGACUCUUUCAGUGAUGCAGAGAACAAGCACACCCAUUAACCAUGUACAUUCAGAGCAGUCAACAAUCCCACUUCUUUAUUAGAUGUUUUUUAUUUGGGAUGGUGGUAGGACAGAAAACCUGAUCUUUUACAAAAAUACUGAUUUAAUUUUUUAAACUUAUUUUUGCUCAGACUUGUUUCUAGUGUGCCCAUCAAAGUCAAGAAUUCCAUUGAGAUUUUUGUGAAAAAGAAAAUGAAAUGUGAAAAGACUCUGUAAAAUAAUAAAUUUGAUGUAUAACAACAGUAACAUGCCUCGUAAAAGGCAGUUAUUUAAUAUUUACCCAGCUAUUGCGGUGCUUUCUUCGCAGUACACAAGCUAUGGAGUGUGUUCUGUAACUAAAGCAUGCCAAAUGUAUUUUUGUGAGCCUUGUAAUUUACAGUCCUGUUUUCUGUACAGCAAUGUUUCAAAUGAUGGAGUUUAAACUGCCUGUUGUCACCAUGGGUUUCUCUGAUUUUAAACCCAUUGCGUUACCGCACAGUGAUGUAAAGUUGUUUUCCCCCUUUCCCCUUCCAAAAUUAUGUCUGCUUUUAUUGAACCAUGUUAGUGCCGAGUAAUCCUAGUCCUUGUACAAAUCUUCCCUUCUCAAUGCUGUGUAUUUAUGAAAUUUACAAAGUGGAUGAAGCAAGAGACCUCUGAUGAAGCACGGGCCUGUAUUGUGAGGGAUUUAUCUGAACACUGAAUUCCCAGUCUGUGACUUUGGAUGAUCUCACUAUGCAUCCGUAGUGGUGGAUACUUGAGCGAAAGGGUCGGUAACUAACUGCUGUAACAGGCUUGGGAAAGCAAGGCUGGAGAUGGAAACCUCUACUUCAGCACAGAUAAGUCUCUGCCAACCAAAAUAAUCCAAGCAACAGGUAGCCAAUGGGUGCAGCAGAAUGACAUGUUCAUUCUACUCUCAGUCAACUUCUAGAGGGGAUUUAUGGAGGAUUUUUAAAGCCAAGUUGGUUUUAUAGUCGCGUGAACGAGAUAGUGGUUUAAAAAAAAGCAGAUGAUCAUAAUGAUAAUUAAACUUUUGUCAGGCCCAUGGUUAGGUUCAGUUCAGCUCCAUUUUUUUGUGUACUAAAUAGGACUGCCCUUUAUCAUUUUUGUAAGGGGAGCAGCAGGGAAACAUUGGUGAAAGUACAUAGUGAGAUUUUACUGUAUAUAUUGUGUUAGCAUGUCAGAAUAUGUGAUGUGAAUUUUAGAUGUAAAUACUUCCAGUUAGUUUUCCUAUUCACCAAAUUGCUGUUAUGUGUAAUUCCUUAAUGCCUAAAAUUAAAGCCUUGAUUUAA
This is a messenger RNA of Mobula hypostoma (lesser devil ray), 11893 nucleotides long. It is a transcript of the gene dock3, whose product is annotated as dedicator of cytokinesis 3. The record is from RefSeq and is a predicted model, not a curated record. The transcript has 54 exons. Gene Ontology annotation, cellular component: cytoplasm; plasma membrane. Gene Ontology annotation, biological process: small GTPase-mediated signal transduction. The coding region runs from base 364 to 6561 and encodes 2065 amino acids. Gene Ontology annotation, molecular function: small GTPase binding; guanyl-nucleotide exchange factor activity. NCBI's taxonomy places the organism in Eukaryota, Metazoa, Chordata, Chondrichthyes, Myliobatiformes, Myliobatidae.